GCGAGCUGACUGAUCGGUUGCGUUCUGUGUAUGUGCUGUGCUAUUUUUCGAGUGUUGGGCUGUUUCGUUGAAGUGGCGUGGUGUGACAACGAUGCCGAACACGUGUUGCGUGCCGGGGUGCCGUUCCGGCUACAAGGGCACGACCGAAAAGGUGUCGUUGUUCUGUUUGCCUAAUAACAAGGAGCAGCGCGAGAAAUGGAAGCGGGCCAUACCGCGGCAGGAAAGUGGCGGUUUUAAUUUCGAAUCGAAGUACACGCGUGUGUGCUCGAAACACUUUGACGCCUCGGACAUCGUCACUGCGUACAAUUUCAACAUCAACGGCGACGACGUGUCCCUGGAGCGUGAGAAGCCGACGCUGAAGACUAACGCCGUUCCAAGGAUUUUUGAAGGCCUUCCAGCGUACCCGACGAAGCCCAAAACUCGGUCCCGCUCAUCGACAGUUCGACCCUCACGCAAACGACCUCGUGAGUUGUCGGGUACGGUUGAAGAGCGCCGAUCAUCGCCGACGCCGUGUUCAGACGGGACCGAUGCUGCAUCAGGGAAUUACGAUUUGGCGCUCAGUGACCCGGUGGAAAGCCACCGCAGGGACUCGGCUUCUCAAACAGACCGCGUGGGUGGCUGUGCCAGCUGUGCUGAAGUGCAGACGUUGAGGCGCCAGCUCCGAGCCGCGAAACAGCAGCUUCAACAAUGCCAAAGAAAACUUGCCAAAUUCCGAUUACAGUCUGCCAAGUACAAACGGCAACAGCAGAACCUUGAAAGCCUUUCAGAUCGCGACAAAUUGAUUAUUGAUCAGUGUGUGAUGAAGGCGAGCGCAAAGUCUGCUCGAGCUGUGCGGUGUGCUCAUGCUCGACGAAAUGAGUGUCAGCAAAAACCUCCACGUCAGAGAAUCUGACAUGAAAGUCCUUGGAAAAGUUGACUUUGAUGAGCGCACCAGGCCAGGAGACCAUGAAAAAAAUGGUGAUCACUUGUUGGUCUUCCUGUUUUGACCCUUUUUGCAUGGAUGGUCACAAACUGUGGGAACUUUCUGCGCAUCGAGCGCCACCCCUGGAUCAGUACUGGCAAAGCUUCUACUGCAGUGUGUUGUACACUUGUCGAAUUCUGGAGCGGUUGUUGAUGCAGUGACACGUGAUAAUUCGACAACCAAUCGGUCAGCCUUGAGGUCCCUAGAUAUGUAUUUAAUAACGUACGACUUGUGCUGCAGGCCAGCCAGGACAACUUAAUUUUAUUAGUCGCUCAUUUCUUUGCAGGCAUUCAUGGCGACAUCAGAGACAAACGGGUGUCAUUUCAGCACCCAUGUGACCCCUCUAGGAUGAUUUAUACUGUCAUUAAUCCACAGCACAUAUUUAAGUGUAUUUGGGACAAUCUGCUGAAAGUUGGGAAGUUUUUAAUAAGUGAAAGAAUUUUUGUUCCUGCUAGAUACACGCUCGUAUGGUUUUAUCAGAAGUAAUUCCUUUUUCCUAGAGCUGCCACAAGGUCAGGAAGUAUAUCAUCAUCAUUAUGCAGAACUCCUAGAAUAUGAAGAGCAGCAAUCUGGGCUGCGUGCUGUGCCAAAGCUCACAAAGGCCCAUAUAUACCCAAAUGCUUUCCAGAAAAUGAGCAUCAGACUUGCUGCUCAGUUCAGUGAAUCUACAGCUACAGCGAUGAAAUUCUACAGUGAGCAGGAAGCAUGCAAAAGCUCCAUGCGUCUGCAGCAACAUAUGAAUUCACCAGGAGGAUGAACAAAUUAUUUGACUGCUUGAACUCUCGGAGGCCUGAGCAUGUGCAGUACAAUGAAGCUGAACAUGUUGCUACGCUGAAAGGGAGCGUUGCAUGGCUUGACAGCUGCUGCAACUACAUAGAAAGUCUGCAGAAGCAGAGGCAGAUUUGCUUUUUGAGCAAGCCGACAUGUGAGGCUCUAAGAGUAACCCUGCUCAGUACUAUAUCUCUUGUUGAGAACCUUCUUAAAGCAGGUUUUUGCUAUGUACUGGUGGGAAAGUUUGCACAGCACCCAUUAGAGAGAUUUUUUGGCAUUGUCAGACAUGCUGCCGGUAAUGUAGGACAGCCAACAGUCCAGCAAUUCCUAUUUAUAUAUAGGAUGCUUUCUGUGAAGAAUCUUGUCCAGCCACCCAAGUGAUCCUCUGUAGCUGGAGAUGGUCCACAACUGCUCAGACUGCAAGAUUCAUUCAACAAAGAAAAGCCUACUGGGGCCUGUCAUGCUGAUUCUUUGGCUAUUCUUCUGGAUGAAGUCCUCUUGGAACCUGCAGAAACUGCGGAGGAGGCUUCAGUUCUCUGCCAUCAGCAGUCCCCGAAAGAAUGCAUAAGAGAUUGCCUUGCCGGCUAUGUCGCAAAAAAGUUUUCUUCGUUGAGCUGCUCGAGCUGUGUAGGAACAAUGAGAAGUUUUGAACGAGCGGCAACUGGCCUGAUUCUUGCCAAAUCCAAAGGUGGUCUACAAGUGCCCUCCAGCCACCUAGUUGCUCUCCUCCAAAUUGUGGAAGAUCAUUUGAUCACACAGUUGACAAAACUGCCUGUUCUGAUGUGUAUGUUAAUAUUGUAGAGAAUGUUUUGAUGGACAGUCAUACUGCUACAGCUGCUGUCGGCUGCAAAUCGCACUUUGUAAGCCCCACCGCAGAAGUAGUUCAGUUUUUUCUUAAGACCCGCUUGCAUUUUUUCACGAGAGAAAAAAAACAACCAGAUGCAAGCGAAGGGGUGAGCUUCAUGUCCAGCAGGGGUGGUAGGAAACCAACCAGUUGAAGGGGUACCAGUUAAAGGGGCGCAGUAGGUAUCACAAUUAUGUAAAGGCGACCAUUUACAAAAAAUUGCAAUGCUGAUGAUGGAGGACAAGGGUGUUGCGAGAUCUGAUCAGGGCAUUGAUGAUAAAAACACAUUUGCUUUAUGCUUUGUUGCAACCUCAAUUUGUGUUAUACCAGGAUAGAGUAGUUCACAGCAAUAGCGCCCUUACCGCGACCGUCUAUGAAAGGUAUAGCAUUAGAAUUCCUUUAAAUGCGAGUGUUGCGAGUAUUGAUGGGCUACAACUCUUCAAUUGCAUGUACUUUUAAGUCUCUAUGCUGCUAUAAGUAAGAAGGUUAUUAGCACACUGUUAGCUAUGUUUGCAUUAUGAUUUGCUGAGCAAGUUGUGUGUGCAUGUUUAAGUAACAGCUGAAGAAGUACAAAGGUGGUAUCUCUAACAAGCCAUUAAAAAAAAACAUUGCUGUAUAUGUGAUGUGGCUACUUGUGUUCGUUUGAGAGUUGUUUAGCCGUGUGUUAUGAAAUGCUUAUGCUUUACACUUUCUUGUUUAUAGAAACAAUCGAUUAUGCAUUCUGUAUUUAUUGCCAUUCGUUUGCUGGUGUUUGUUUCCUGCCCCACAAUGCAUACCUCUCACGUUUGAUCUUAUUUCUUUAUGCUUAUUUUAUCAGUGCCAUGCUUUAAACAAACUACUUGCAUUGUGAAUGAUGGACCAUUCAUGACUGGACGCCUCUGUGCUGUCUGUAUUUCGCUCCGCUUAUUUUACAUGAUAAAUAAAUGAUCGUGCUUGUAUGUUGUUUUUGCACCAA
This is a messenger RNA of Dermacentor albipictus, 3531 nucleotides long. RefSeq lists its product as uncharacterized. The record is from RefSeq and is a predicted model, not a curated record. Lineage: Eukaryota; Metazoa; Arthropoda; Arachnida; Ixodida; Ixodidae.